CCUUCUUGCGCAAAGUUUUAACGCCUCACUAGCUGCUUUUGGGGGGUGGGGGUGGGGGGGUGUCUACAAUGGCAACCGGAAAUGUAGAUGUGCUUGCUCUCCUCUUUGGGCGACUCUGCUGCCCGCCUGCAGCUGCGUGAAGGGGUUGGAGCCUCGCCUCGUUGUUAACAGCAACGAGGAGAGCUUGUCUCUGGUGGCUCCAUGUCGCUGCCGGAGCCGGUGAGGAGGCGCCUGAGCAGCUUCAGCCGGACCGUCUUCACGGACACCAGCCGCACUGGACCAGAGUAUCAACGUGACAACAUUCCCGAUAAUGAAAUAGUCUCCAGUUUGCCUUUACAGAUGUCCCUCUAUUUCAACCUUUUCUUUUUCCCUUUUUGGUGGGUGAGCAGUGUAGUCAUGCUGCAGCUGAAGUAUCCAGUUUUACCAGAUUACUACAAGUUCAUCCUUGUGACAGUCAUUAUAUUAACAUCUCUGAUUGAGUUUAUCCGUCUGUACCUAGGAUACAUGGGAAAUUUGCAGGAGAAGGUUCCUGAACUUGCUGGCUUUUGGCUCCUGAGCCUUCUCUUGCAGUUGCCCUUAAUUCUGUUCCUGCUUUUAAAUGAAGGUCUGAAGAUCCAGCCACUGGAACGAGCAGUGAACAUCAUCUUUGUCAUCUUCCUGGCGUUCCAGGUCAUUUCUGCAUUUCUUGCCCUCAAAAGAAUGGUGAACCAAUUGGCAACUCGUUUUCGCCUUCAUGAGUUUGAUCGGCUAGAUGAUGAACUCCCUCCGGAUAACCUAGCAUGGAAGGAAAGGAGGACAGAAACUUCAUGGAUUGUGAGACCUCCUGUAGAAGAAAUCCACUCAACCGUGGGUGGUUGGGGAUCUACAGUGAGAGCCUAAUGCCAAGCAACCAUCUGUUUAUACUCUUUGGUUCCUGUUGCCUUUGCACUUUUGUAUGUCUGAGAUUCUGAUUUAGUUGUUCAGCUCAUUACAAAUUUUAAAAAGGCUACUACUGUAUGUUUACAGUGGACCUCUGACAUGAGUUAAUGAUCUUUCCCUCCCCCCUUACUCUGAAAACAACAAAUGCAUGCAUAUAAAAACCCACUUUUAUUUUGCGUGGGUUGUGAGUGGAAGAUCCACUCUUCCUCAAGUUAUCUAUCUUGUGAUAUUUUCACAUGUGCUUCUCCACAUGCAUUUUUCAGUGAAGGAAAAUGAUGUUUUAUCUGUAUCAGUGCUCAGGUUUCACAAUUCUUUUUGACAACUAUUAGGGUUAAAAUAUUUUUUAAAGUUUGCUUCUUUAAAUAUUUGGGCAAGGGUUAUAUUAACGGUAUUUCUGUAACUGUUGAAAAAAUAUUUUGUAAUAAAGCACUUUUGUUUUAACACA
Pogona vitticeps (central bearded dragon) is the source of this 1363-nucleotide messenger RNA. RefSeq names its product transmembrane protein 17 (gene TMEM17). Gene Ontology annotation, cellular component: ciliary transition zone. The record is from RefSeq and is a predicted model, not a curated record. Gene Ontology annotation, biological process: non-motile cilium assembly. Lineage: Eukaryota; Metazoa; Chordata; Lepidosauria; Squamata; Agamidae.